Cyclospora cayetanensis is the source of this 1860-nucleotide messenger RNA. RefSeq lists its product as uncharacterized. Bases 1 to 1860 code for a protein of 619 amino acids. The transcript is spliced from 7 exons. The record is from RefSeq and is a predicted model, not a curated record. Lineage: Eukaryota; Apicomplexa; Conoidasida; Eucoccidiorida; Eimeriidae.
AUGGCUCAAAAGACCAGAUGGGAUGCGUUAGAGGCAUAUUUGGUGACCUACGUAGCUAAGAGAAAUAAGUUGCAUCAGGGGUAUACGCAAUGUAGGCAGCUAGGGGAGUGCAGCUCCCGACGUGUGUGUAAGUGCGGGAGUACCCUCUGCCUGGACGCAGAUAGACUUGGUCCUCCUGAAAGUUGUCUGCCCCUCAGUUAUGUCGAAGACCUUGAAGCAGCGUUAUUUCGAUGGCAACAACGCGAAGUGGCCCUCCAGCAACUGUUGCAGCAAAUAGAGCAACUGCAACGACUUGUUGCCAGCCACGAGCGACUGCGGGCCGAAGACAGAAGGAAACAUGAGGAAAGUGUUACGGCGCUUACUGAGAGAGUAGAGAUGCUGCAGCAGGAACUGGCCAGACUAGACCCGGACGAGAGUCGCAUCACAGAGGCACGGGAUCAGCAUGAAGAGCUCGUGGAGCUGCUGAAGGAAAGAGCAGCAUCUCACGGAGUACAGCAGCAACUGUUACUGGAAGCGCAACAGUUGCUGCAACAAGUAGCCAGCAGUGUGCAACAGCCCAUGGACACAAUAAGAAGCAGAGACAGUGGAAGGGGUCCCCCUCCAGCACUCUCUCUAGAAGAGGUCUCAGCUGUUGCCAUGGCAGCGUAUGAGGCAAAAACAUCCGAAGAGGCAGCAGCAGCAGAUCCAUCCCGAAGCCGACCGAGGCUGUCUCUGGUAGAGGCUGUUGAGAAUGUGCUGACAAUUAGACUUUCGACAGACGAUAAAGUACAAAGGAGCCUCGCCGGUGUUGCGCGAACCCUGCAGAUAUUGCAAAGGCAGCAUCAACAACGAUUGCAUGAAGAACUUCCUGAAUCUCCACUGCUUCGCAGAGUUCUUCGCUUUGGCAGGUUCCUGGGCGUCUGUACACUUGAAAAGUUUCUGCCACGCCCUUGUCUCAAUGUGUUCCUCUUCGUCUGGCGGCGCGUGCAGCACAUUCCCUUCUACAGCCCUCGGAAGGACACACACGCCUCACCCGCUGCGGCAAAAGGGGCUCUCUAUGUUCCUACAAAUCGACCCGCAACUGCUGCUCCAGCAGCUGCACAGUCUUCGAUGGUCGGAAAGACCAGCGGCGUAUUGGAAAGACCCCCCAUCCAUCAUAGCAGUUGCAGUAGAGCCACGAGUGGGAACUGCUUUCUACAUGCAGUGACACUCUUUGUGUUAGCUGCAGACGCUUUAGCUGGGGCAAAGGAAACAGCUGCUGCUGCAUUACUGACGGGUUUCGCGUCACGAGUUCGGAUAUGGGGCGGGGAAGGCACGGCUGGGGAAGUGUGUGGACCUCGCUACCACAAGACACCAAGCCCUUCACACACCCCAAGACAGCUUGCAUCCUCAGGAGCAGCAACCGCAGCAGCGACCGCAGCAGCAGCAAGCGGGAUCGAGACAGAUAGGGGGAAAGCCCGCCUGCUGCUCUGCGGUCUCCUCCAUUGCCGAUUGCAACAGGGGAAACUAAAGACACUGCAAAGGCACUUGAGCUUAGUUGAGGCGGAUACGCACAGGUGGAUGGACCGCAGUGAGAAGCCACCUCCAAAGCCAAAUCCACUCUUGACUGCUGCCCAAGUUCAGGCCAUUCUUCGAGAGGCUGCACUACCCCUUCCCCCCGCGGUGUGGCAGCCGCUGCUGAACGGAGAGAGUCAUCCUCUUCUGCAUGCAUCCGCACUCUUGCCCGUAGGGCCCUCCUCAGGGACGACCCCAAGGCCAGAGGGCCUCCAAUUUGUGGAGCUGCAACAUCUACCGGAACCACCACUCCUGGUUAUGGAGACGGAGGAUUUCUACGACGUUGUGCUGGAAGCUUGUGAAGCUGACUUUGCGUAUGGACCCUAG